ACACAUAGUUGGGUUAAGUUAAGUUAGGAUGAAACCAUUGUUGUUAUAAACAACAGAUAGUUCCUCUCCAUCAAGAGUUUUUUCUCAUUUUUUCCCUCACCAACUGGUAAAAAAAAUCAAUCAAUAAAUUAAGAAUGCUGAAAAUAAUACUUCACAACUCAUCAAUAGCUACCCUCACCUAACGUAAUCUAACCUAACCUACAAUACCAAACGACUAAAGCAUUAUACCAAAACCAUAUCUAACCUAAUCGAGCCCGAAACUGUACAAACUCUUAACAUGACGCUGGGACAUAGGGGCUUCAGGUACAGUAAGUCCUAAACUCCUCUGCACCGCACCUAAACCAAUCAUAAAGUAACAUGAGACCCACAACUACAGUACAUCAAUAUCUAGAGACCACUCCGAGUCAUGAGCGGACAAAUGUUAACAAAGGCAGUAGAAGCGUGGUCACCUGAGUACAGAGUGGGGAGUGGUGGGGUGUGGCUGUGUUUAUUUCCUCUGUCAAUAACUGCGUCAGAAUUGAUAAGUGUUCUCAUCAGUUGUGGUGCAGUGCUGCUGGGGAACAAGCGACCUCGUCUCCACCUUGGUUGUAUCCUGGAUACACCAGGACGUUCCUACGGUGUCUACUUCUUCAUUGUUCACAAUAUUAAGGAUAUUAUCAACGCUAACUCGAUCAUGAAAGCAAUGUUUACGGUACUGUAGUAUAAAGUGACUUAAUACGGACCAGAAACUGUCUUAGUAAGACACUUGUUUGGUAAGACUUUAUAUCAAGAGCAAGACCGACUGAGAAGACUGACAUUAUUACUGAGAUAAUGAAGCGUGAAAACACGGACGGGAGCAAGUCGGUUCACUGUAGAGGUUUGCCAGCUUUACUCUGUCUUCUACGACUCUUGGGUUGUUUCCCUUUCACAAGAGUUACCACGGUAGGAGUGACGUUGGUUAGGUGUGGCCAGCAGACUUCAGUAACACUCAAGAGGACGUGGCCUCUGCUGGCGUGGUCUGUGCUGUUUGCAAUAGGACACGUUUCCUUGACGACUUUUUGUUUUAUCAAAUGGGAAAUAUUAUUUUUCAUUCUCACACCACUAGGUGUCGCUGCCCUUGUAUUCUACGUGAGCUUCAUGAUUGCCACGUGCGCCUACCUCUACCAGGUCACCAACAGUCACCUCCUCGCGCUGAUCGUUAUUCGUUUCCAAGAUUUACUCAACAACGUUUCAGAUGUGCAGAAACUUUUCCUUCAGAGUAGUGGCAGCAAGUUAGGAAACGCUGGCAGCCAACAACCUCUGCGAUGUAUUAACAAGUUGAGGCUCAUGUUUAAAGGCAUAGAGAAAACUGAUCUUCUAGUAUUUCUCUUCGUGACCUUGAUUAUGGUUGAAACUGGUUAUUACAUGUAUUUAUCAUUGUACCAUUAUUAUUAUUUGGAAGUAAUAAGAGUCUUCUUUUCUUCUCUCCUGCGUCUCGUUUUCAUCUGUUUAAUCACUUGCUUCAUGAGGACUCUUGCAAAGACACUCACAGAAACGCGACGAGCUAUUGCUACGCACCUCGAAUCCAAUGACCGUUUGGCAUACGUCACCUGCCCCAUAUCUCCGGUAGACGACCCAGGCACAAGAGACCUCAGUAAAAGUCAUCAUGACGCACGGCACCUCAACACCAUGGGCGCCACACACCUGAGAACGAGCGCACGUGGACAAGACUGGAGUCUCCAUGACUUGGUCCCGACCAGCGUGAUAAAUGAGGCACAACUAAAGACUUUUGAAUCACUGCUGAGACAGGUAGAGACGCUUCAAGAUCGGGUGUUUGACUACUUCGGGCCACCUCUCAUCUGCCAUUUCCUAAACAUCGUCCUGAGCUCAAUCGCCGACACCUAUUUCCUCUUCAACUUUGAACCAGUCUUUACCAGGAGCUGUCUGGCAUUACUCGCCAACAUUUUGAGCCUUGUGGUUAUUCUACACGGGACCUGGAUAAUGCAGAAGGAACGGGACGCCUCCGUGACUUGGUUGAAGGACGAGCUUCUCCAAGUUGAGGACGAACGUGUACUGGCCAGGGGCUGGUGGUUGGUGGGUGACAUGCAGAGAACACUGUGUCCCAAGGCAGUGGGCUGUUUCACCCUCGACAACCACUGUUUUGUGGCUGUGGGGAGCUUCGUGGCGACCUACGUGGUGAUCCUUCUCCAGUUUACUACCAACAACACUACCUCGGCCUUCACCACCUCCCACCCACCGACUACGGCCUCCAGUGGCCUCUAAGACUCCUGCCUCCAGUAACCUCUAAGACUUCUGAACCUCUUGUUUGAUGUAAGAAACCUGCUGGUCCCUGAGUGGAUAUACACACACUAUAUGUCACAGUAAGUAGAUAUAUUCACGUGUUAAGACUGUUUACAUGCAGCGUAUCUCACAACAUAACUGUCCUUGUUUUUGUAUCAUUACUCGUAAUGACCAAUUGAUUCUUCAUGUCAAGAUUUUUUUUAUAGGAAAAGUUAAAUAAUCAUUUUAAAAACAUUCAAAUUUAUCGUGUAUAUAAGCUAACCUAACGCUAAACUAAAUCUAGCCUAAGCUAACCUAGGCUAGCCUAACCUAAAUUAAUCUAACCUAACCUAACAAAAUCUAAACUAACCUAACCCCCGUGUAUAACCAGCUUGGCCUUCACCUCAUCUAUACAGUCACACCCCAGGAGAGCCUAAAUAACAUGUGGUUUCUGUAGGUACGUGUAAGCAUGACUCCCCCCCCCCACCCCCACCAGAGAACACACCUUACACGAGUUAUUUUAGUCUACCCUCUGGUUUUACUUUUAAUAUUCUUAGUUUAGCUCUUAAUAUUCUUACCUACGCUUAACACAGGUAAUGACUCGAUAAUUUAUAGCAGCAACACAUUUU
Messenger RNA from Homarus americanus (American lobster), 2867 nucleotides. RefSeq lists its product as uncharacterized. The transcript is spliced from 5 exons. The record is from RefSeq and is a predicted model, not a curated record. Lineage: Eukaryota; Metazoa; Arthropoda; Malacostraca; Decapoda; Nephropidae. Bases 811 to 2241 code for a protein of 476 amino acids.